GAGUGCAAUGACGCAAUCUCAGCUCACCACAACCUCCAUCUCUCAGGUUCAAGUGAUUCUCCUGCCUCAGCCUCCCAAGUAGCUGGGAUUCCAGGCUCCCACUAUGAUGCCUGGCUAAUUUUUUGUAUUUUUAGUACAGAUGGGGUUUCAUUAUGUUGUUUAGGCUGGUCUGAAAGUCAUGACCUCAGGUGAUCCACCCAUCUCGGCCUCCCAAAGUGCUAGGAUUACAGACACAAGCCAAGCAGUUUUUUAAGUUCUAAAAUUAUACUAUUUGCCCCUAGCACCAAGAUUGUGGUCUCAAAAUACCAUUCCCGAAUGAAAGGAAACAAGGCUUCCUGGACAAAGUGCUGAUUCCAGGUCUAGGCCAGAAAUGUGUAAGGAGCCUGGAACAUACUAUCACUCUGGAUAGCAAAGAAUCCAUCAAAGAUUAUUAGGAUGAUUUAAACAUGUCCAAAGGGCCAAUCUGAAGGGCCUCCUUCUAACCAAAGAUAGGACAUUUUGUACAUUAGUAAGGAUAAUAGUUGCAGUGAAUUGAGAUAUAUCAGAUAUGUUUGAAUAUCUGCAUUCAUAAUGAUCCUUUUGAAAAAAUAAAAGUGGGCACAGCUCCUCGUGCCUGUAAUUUCAACACUCUGGGAGGCUGAGUUAGGAGGAUCACUUCAUCCAGGAGUUCAAGACCAGCCUGUGCAACACGGGGACUUUGUCUCAACAAAAUAUUUUUUAAAUUACUCAGGUUUGAGGGCCCGUGUCUUUGGUCUCAGCUACUCAGGAAGCUGAGAUGGGAGGGUCACCUGACCCUAGAAGUUUGAGGCUGUAGUGGCAUGACUGCUUCUCUGCAUACCAGCCUGGGCAACAGAACUAGACCCUCCCUGUCUAAAAAAAGUAUAGGCUGGGCGUGGUGGCUAAUGCCUGUAAUCCCAACACUUUGGGAGGCCAAGGCGGGUGGAUCACGAGGUCAAGAGAUCGAGACUAUCCUGGUUGAAAUGGUGAAACCCCGUCUCUAUUAAAGAUACAAAAAAUUAGCUGGGCAUGGUGGUGCGUGCCUAUAAUCCCAGCUACUCGGGAGGUUGAGGCAGGAGAAUUGCCUGAACCCAGGAGGUGGAGGUUGCGGUGAGCCGAGACUGCGCCAUUGCACUCCAGCCUGGGUAACAAGAGCGAAACUCCAUCUCAAAAAAAAAAAGUAUAAUUAAUAGAAGUGGUCACCAUUGAAGGAUAUAAAUGAAACAGCCCAUGAUUUUGAAAAAUGGUAAACAAGAAAUAAGCCAUGAAGUGGUGUUUUCUAUAUAAGUUGUACAAGUGAGCAACAGUUCAUAAGAAGCAGCAUCUCUUUUUUAUAUUUACUUCAUUUUUUUUUUUAAUGCAAGGCUCUGCUUGGGGUAGCAGUGUCUCUUCAUGCACGGCCCUUCUUAGGGUAGCAGUAUCUCUUCGAAGGGUGGCAGCUCAUAAACGAAGAAGGAAUGAUACAACCAAUGCCUUCAUUGUUCAAUCCGUAAUUGAUCAGUGGCCAUUAACACCACCAAUUAAAAAAAAAAAAAGAUCUCCAGAGAGUACACACCUCCUCCCAGAAGAAACUGGCACAGCCUUUUUGCCCUGAAUCAAGUCCAGCCUGAAUCUCACCAAGUCUUGAGAUUAAACUACUAAUUUAUCAAAACUAGAACAAAGUGAAGAGCAAGUUAACCAACAUCAUAAGAUACAAUUAGCAAAAUUCACAGUAUGAGAAACAGCAUAAUGAGAAUACACUUAGCAUAAUUCAAAGUAUGGGGAAAUGGCCUGAUUUAUUCAAUAAAUGGACUGCAAGGGACAGCACAGAGAUCAAAGUGGGACGCUGUCAGGAUCAAAAAACCCUAAGAGGCGAAUCACACAAUCCCAAAGAGAGACUUUAUUUGGAUCCUGAUUCAAACAAUAAAUACAUGAAACGACUGGAAAUUUGAAGCUAGAAGGAGAGUUGACAGUGAUAAAGAGCAAUGGUGUGAGAUGGUUGGUUGAUGAUGGUAUUGGGAUUAUAUUUUUUAAUGACUUCUUGUCUCCGGGCACGGCGGUUCACACCUAUGAUCUCAGUAGUGUGGGAGGUCAAGGCGGGAAGAUCCUUUGAAUCCAGGAAUUGUAGACCAGCCCAGGCAACAUAGCAAGACCCUUUCUCUACUAAAAUACAAAUAAAAAGAUGAGCUGGGCAUGGUGUGAGUCUGUAGUUGCAGCUACUCAGGAAGUUGAGGCAGGAGAGGCCACAGUGAACCAAGAUCAUGCCACUGAACUCCAGCCUGGGUGACAGAGACCUCGUGGUGAAAGAACAAACAAGAAUCGUAUCUUUUACAGACAUCCACCAAGACGGUCAGGGAGGAAAUUCUAUGAUGUGUGGGAUUUGCUAUAAAAUCACGAGAGGAAGAGGAGAAGCAUGUAGGAGCAUACAUGUAACGCGAUCGGCCGUCAGAUAACAAAUACCUGAAUCUGCUGCUGAGUAGGUGGAAGCUCACUACACUAGCCUCUUGUUCCAAAAAGCUCUAGAAUAGAAAGUUUGUCUAAAAAUCCACUUCAGGGAUUUGUAACAAGCAUUGAAUAAGAUCAUGUAUACAGAGUGUUUUCUCACCACGGCUUGCAGGUAGUCAGCACACAAACAUGGUUCUUAGUUUUGUAUAGUCCCCGUCCAUGAAUCACACCCAAAAAAGGUAUGUUGUUCACACCAAGAGCUCUGGCCCAUGGACCUUUGUCCACUUGGUAAUUCAUUGGACUCUGAGGUUUAGAAUGAGGAAAUACCAGCCUUCAAAGCCCCAGGCCUGCUAUGAAAUAGCAAAGCCAAUGGUCCCAGGUGCCUUCGUAGCACACCUAGUAAGUAGGACCCUUUUCUCUCACCUUGUAGGCACACUUGAGUCCAUGCACUCAUUUUUCAUUCAUUUCUUAUAUGCCGUGUAUUGGGUACUAGGGAUCCAUAAUACAGUGGACCCACAAUUGACUGGAAGCAUCACUUUCAAAGCAUCAUUUCAGGAUGAGUAUUUCGUGUCAAGUGGAUUCAAGGAACAGUGCGAAGGAUCCAUGGCCUCAGUCACCAUGAAGAGCCUCCCAAGAGCCAACCGUCCUGGGCACAUGUGAGUGGAGACAUGGAACUGACCCUUACAAGGUCUAGAACCUGACAGAUCAUACAAGACAGAAGCCCAAAUAACUAAGAAGGGGACGCUGAAGGUUUGGCUGGCCGCGCCAGGAGCUGGGCAGCAAAAAGGAGGCGUAAGAAAAUUUGCCGCAGUGAAAAUGAAGCUCCCAUUCAAGACCCGGAGGAGGGUAGGACUGCGAGGAUUGCGGAGGAGAUGUCACCUCACGAGCUGCUGCAGGAGGAGAACCGGCAGAAUCUGGGCCUGAGCACCAACCUCAAGCAGGUGGAGGAUGAGAAGAAUUCCUUCUGGGAACAGCUGGAGAAGAAGGAGGCCACGCACAACCUUGAGAAGCAGAUUGCCACCCUCCACGCCCAGGUGGCCGACAUGAAGAAGAGAAUUGACAGUGUGGGGUGCCUGGAAACCGCAAAGGAGGUGAAGAGGCAGCUCCGGGAUGACCUGGAGGGUCGACCUGAGAAGAUGGAGAAUACCAAGACAUGGCUGCAGCGGGAGCUGGACAAGCAGCGCCAGAGGGUGUGCAACCUGCAGGAGAAGCAGAAGAAGUUUGACCAGCUCCUGGCAGAGGAGAAGACCAUCUCUGCCAAGUAUGCAGAGGAGCGUGACCGGGCCGAGGCCGAGGCCCAAGAGAAGGAGACCAAGGCGCUGUCGCUGGCCCGGGCCCUGAAGGAAGCCAUGGAGCAGAAAGUGGAGCUGGAGCGGCUCAACAAGCAGUUCCGCGUGGAGAUGGAGGACAUCAUGAGCUCCAAGGGCAAGAGCGUCCAUGAGCUGAAGCCCAGGUGGCUUCUGGAGCAGCAGGUGAAGGAGUUGAAGACCCAGCUGGAGGAGCUGGAGGAUGAGCUGCAGGACACUGAAAAUGCCAAUCUGCAGCUGGAGGUCAACCUGCAGGCCAUGAAGAUCCAGUUCGAGCGGGACCUGCAGGGCCGGGACGAGCAGAGUGAGGAGAAGCAGCAGCAGCUGGUCAGACAGGUGCGGGAGAUGGAGGCAGAGCUGGAGGACGAGAGGAAGAGGCACUCCAUGGCAGUGGCCGCCCGGAAGAAGCUGGAGAUUGACCUGGAGGCGCACAUUGACUCGGCCAACAAGAACUGGGAUGAAGCCAUCGAGCAGCUGUGGAAGUGGCGGGCCCAGGUUAAACACUGCAUGCGUGAGCUGGACGACACACGCGCCUCUCGCGAGGAGAUCCUGGCCCAGGCCAAAGAGAAUGAGAGGAACCUGAAGAGUGUGGAGGCUGAGAUGAUCCACUUGCACAAGCUCCUGGCAGAGGAGAAGACCAUCUCUGCCAAGUAUGCAGAGGAGCGUGACCGGGCCGAGGCCAGGGCCCGAGAGAAGGAGACCAAGGUGCUGUUGCUGGCCCGGGCCCUGAAGGAAGCCAUGGAGCAGAAAGUGGAGCUGGAGCGGCUCAACAAGCAGUUCCGCGUGGAGAUGGAGGACAUCAUGAGCUCCAAGGGCAAGAGCGUCCAUGAGCUGAAGUCCAGGUGGCUUCUGGAGCAGCAGGUGAAGGAGUUGAAGACCCAGCUGGAGGAGUUGGAGGAUGAGCUGCAGGACACUGAAAAUGCCAAUCUGCAGCUGGAGGUCAACCUGCAGGCCAUGAAGAUCCAGUUCGAGCGGGACCUGCAGGGCCGGGACGAGCAGAGCGAGGAGAAGCAGCAGCAGCUGGCCAGACAGGUGCGGGAGAUGGAGGCAGAGCUGGAGGACGAGAGGAAGAGGCACUCCAUGGCAGUGGCCGCCCGGAAGAAGCUGGAGAUUGACCUGGAGGCACACAUUGACUCGGCCAACAGGAACUGGGAUGAAGCCAUCGAGCAGCUGUGGAAGUGGCGGGCCCAGGUUAAACACUGCAUGCGUGAGCUGGACGACACACGCGCCUCUCGCGAGGAGAUCCUGGCCCAGGCCAAAGAGAAUGAGAGGAACCUGAAGAGUGUGGAGGCCGAGAUGAUCCACUUGCACAAGCUCCUGGCAGAGGAGAAAACCAUCUCUGCCAAGUAUGCAGAGGAGCGUGACCGGGCCGAGGCCAGGGCCCGAGAGGAGACCAAGGCGCUAUCGCUGGCCCGGGCCCUGAAGGAAGCCAUGGAGCAGAAAGUGGAGCUGGAGCGGCUCAACAAGCAGUUCCGCGUGGAGAUGGAGGACAUCAUGAGCUCCAAGGGCAAGAGCGUCCAUGAGCUGAAGUCCAGGCGGCUUCUGGAGCAGCAGGUGGACGAGUUGAAGACCCAGCUGGAGGAGCUGGAGGAUGAGCUGCAGGACACUGAAAAUGCCAAUCUGCAGCUGGAGGUCAACCUGCAGGCCAUGAAGAUCCAGUUCGAGCGGGACCUGCAGGGCCGGGACGAGCAGAGUGAGGAGAAGCAGCAGCAGCUGGUCAGACAGGUGCGGGAGAUGGAGGCAGAGCUGGAGGACGAGAGGAAGAGGCACUCCAUGGCAGUGGCCGCCCGGAAGAAGCUGGAGAUUGACCUGGAGGCGCACAUUGACUCGGCCAACAGGAACUGGGAUGAAGCCAUCGAGCAGCUGCGGAAGCGGCGGGCCCAGGUUAAACACUGCAUGCGUGAGCUGGACGACACACGCACCUCUCGCGAGGAGAUCCUGGCCCCGGCCAAAGAGAAUGAGAGGAACCUGAAGAGUGUGGAGGCCGAGAUGAUCUGCUUGCACGAGGAACUGGCAGCCGCGGAGCGUGCCAAGCGCCAGGCCCGGCAGGAGCAGGACGACCUGCUUGUGGACCUGGACCACCAGCGCCAGAUAGUGUGCCACCUGGAGAAGCAGAAGUUUGACCAGCUCCUGGCAGAGGAGAAGACCAUCUCUGCCAAGUAUGCAGAGGAGCGUGACCGGGCCGAGGCCGAGGCCCGAGAGAAGGAGACCAAGGCGCUGUCGCUGGCCCGGGCCCUGAAGGAAGCCAUGGAGCAGAAAGUGGAGCUGGAGCGGCUCAACAAGCAGUUCCGCGUGGAGAUGGAGGACAUCAUGAGCUCCAAGGGCAAGAGCGUCCAUGAGCUGAAGCCCAGGUGGCUUCUGGAGCAGCAGGUGGACGAGUUGAAGACCCAGCUGGAGGAGCUGGAGGAUGAGCUGCAGGACACUGAAAAUGCCAAUCUGCAGCUGGAGGUCAACCUGCAGGCCAUGAAGAUCCAGUUCGAGCGGGACCUGCAGGGCCGGGACGAGCAGAGUGAGGAGAAGCAGCAGCAGCUGGUCAGACAGGUGCGGGAGAUGGAGGCAGAGCUGGAGGACGAGAGGAAGAGGCACUCCAUGGCAGUGGCCGCCCGGAAGAAGCUGGAGAUUGACCUGGAGGCGCACAUUGACUCGGCCAACAGGAACUGGGAUGAAGCCAUCGAGCAGCUGCGGAAGCGGCGGGUCCAUGAGCUGAAGCCCAGGUGGCUUCUGGAGCAGCAGGUGGAGUUGAAGACCCAGCUGGAGGAGCUGGAGGAUGAGCUGCAGGACACUGAAAAUGCCAAUCUGCAGCUGGAGGUCAACCUGCAGGCCAUGAAGAUCCAGUUCGAGCGGGACCUGCAGGGCCGGGACGAGCAGAGUGAGGAGAAGCAGCAGCAGCUGGUCAGACAGGCAUGGGGACCUGCCGUUUGCCCCGACGAUUGCUCGGAUGAGGAGGUGGAUGGCAAAGUAGAUGGAACUGAGGCCAAACUUCUGAAUAAGCCUCCUCUCCUGCAGCCUGAGACACAUGGACAGGCGGACACUGCAGCCUCCCCUUCCCAGACCCUGCCGCACACCUCCCCCGACCUUGGGACUGUUGUGAACGUGCCUCCCACGCCCAUCCCGUCUCCCUCCAGGCCCGAGGGUAGUUUACCUGCACGGUAGAUUCAGUAUGGUUUAAAAAUCUGCCACCUGCACAGAUAUUUUUGAAAGCAGAUAAAAAGGUUUUUUUUUUUUCUUUUAAUAAAAAAAAUUCUGAGGCUUUCUCACUGCCUUUCUUUAGAAGAGAGUAGCUUGUCCUCACUGGUCUACACUGGUUGCCGAAUUUACCUGUAUUUCUAACCGUUUUCUAUAUACUGCAUUGAGCCUUAUGGCAAGAAGGCAUUUUUUUUAAAGGAAACAAACUCUCAAAUCAUGAAGCGAUACGAAAGCUGCAUAUGCCUACAAGGCUCUGAAUUCAGGUCCCAGUUACUGUCACAAAGGAGCAGGUGGAACUCCCGCCCUACCCCCUUUUUAUAUAAUAAAAGUGCCUUAGCAUGUGUUGCAGCGGUCA
Molecule: messenger RNA, 7269 nt
Organism: Callithrix jacchus (white-tufted-ear marmoset)
Lineage: Eukaryota; Metazoa; Chordata; Mammalia; Primates; Cebidae
Cellular component (GO): bicellular tight junction; myosin complex
Source: RefSeq, a predicted model, not a curated record